AUGCUGGGCAGUGGAGGGUACGAUGCGGCGCUGGAUGCGUUCAUUCGCUCCUCUGUGGCGAUACAACCUCCUCUUGAGACGAAGACCCACAGAACUCCAGCAGAAGAGAGAGGAAGAGCGAAACUCGUGCGUGAAAAUGAAGAAUUGAAGCAAACGCUCCUCGACGCCAUGGUCGAACCUGUUCGCCAUCGGAAAUUACAUACAAGUAUGCACGACAGGAAAUGUCGGGAGAGUUCUUCGAAUUUAUCUCGAAAUGAGACACACGAAGCGCCAUCGAAGAUUGGGUCGCCAGGCAAAGGAAACAACACACAUAUGAAAACAUCCCAGCAUCAAACUAGCAGCGCAAGCGGGCAAGUCAAAAUUGCAAAGCGAGAAAGGUUGAGCGAGAAGGAGAACAUGAGGAAGGCUGAUUAUCAAGUCAACUACAAGUAUUUGAACGCCAAAGUUUUGAAACAGCUACACAAGACUGAACCACAGUUUGAAUCGAUAGAAGAAAUGCUGCCGAAGAGAAGAAUCACUCCUUCUCUGGAUUGGAUGGCUUUCACCCUCACAGAUUCGAUUCGAUGUCGCAUCAUGCGGGAUCAUUGUGAGAUUCCGGUUGUCUCCUCAGAUGGUUUCAUGCGGAAACAUAUUGAAAGCAUGAUGUAUGAUAUGCAAGUUGAAAACUGGCAGAUCUGCCAUCAGUUUCAGCAAAGCAGGUCGAAAGAUGUUGACAAGUGA
Molecule: messenger RNA, 720 nt
Organism: Guillardia theta CCMP2712
Lineage: Eukaryota; Cryptophyceae; Pyrenomonadales; Geminigeraceae
Exons: 7
Coding region: 1-720 (239 amino acids)
Source: RefSeq, a predicted model, not a curated record